UGAUAUCUGCCAUUGAGAAGAAAGAUCUCGCGUUAAACAAAUCCCCUGGCAAUCCCGCACAUAGUCAGAGACUGUUGCAACGAGCCCUAUUGCUGGAGAAGGCUAGCGGGGAAAGCCCCGAACACGAUGCUCC
Molecule: messenger RNA, 133 nt
Organism: Amoebophrya sp. A25
Lineage: Eukaryota; Dinophyceae; Syndiniales; Amoebophryaceae
Source: the annotation of a GenBank genome assembly